UGUCACAUUAGAUUGCAGUGAAAAGGCAUGGUUCGGUUAAGACGGGGGUCAAACCUCAAUCCUGCCUGCAGCCCAGAGAGAGUUUGAAAUGGACUCAGACAAACCUCAGCAACAGUUCUCUGAAAAUUACUCUGAGGUCACGGUUAGCUCAAGCGCAGAUGUUCAAAAUCACCCAAGAAAAGAUUCUGGGACAUCUGAGAGCACCAGGGGUGGCGGAGGACGAGCAAGGCCGUACCCUUCACCGUCCCGCAGGAGACACCGAACUACCUUCAGCAGUGAGCAGCUGGAACAGCUGGAGUUAGCUUUCAGACAGAACCACUAUCCUGAUAUCUACUUUAGAGAGGAGCUUGCGAGAGCAACCAAACUCAACGAGGCUCGAAUACAGGUAUGGUUCCAGAACCGUCGUGCAAAGCAGCGGAAGCAGGAUCGUAUCACCCAGAAAGUGCUGCCGGUGGGCAUAAUGCCAGGGCGAGGUUCUCUCUUUAGCAGUAUGUGUGUGUCUUCCUCUGCCAUGGGGCGGCAGUACCAGUGCCCCCAUUCCCUGCCACACAUCCCCCGAUUCCCUUCAGUGCUGCCCCCUGGAGGCUUCCCACCCCAUCCGUCCUCCAGCAGUCAUUUCUCCUGCCCCUCCGGCCCUGCUCCAUCACAAGCCAGCAGACAGCCAGACGACUGGUACAAUCAGCUGCGCAACAUCGGACCAUCCGCUACUUCAGUGCUCUCACUGGCCUCUGUGUCGGCGCUGGAAACCACUAGUCACUGGAACUAGAGGAAGUGCUGCUGGGUUAUUCAGUAGUCGUAAACUCUUUUGGUUUCCCUUAUUUUGAUGGUCCCUUCAACACAUUCUGUUGA
Rhinichthys klamathensis goyatoka is the source of this 849-nucleotide messenger RNA. RefSeq names its product PROP paired-like homeobox 1 (gene prop1). Gene Ontology annotation, biological process: pituitary gland development; regulation of DNA-templated transcription. The transcript is spliced from 3 exons. Bases 89 to 766 code for a protein of 225 amino acids. Gene Ontology annotation, molecular function: DNA binding; DNA-binding transcription factor activity, RNA polymerase II-specific. Lineage: Eukaryota; Metazoa; Chordata; Actinopteri; Cypriniformes; Leuciscidae. The record is from RefSeq and is a predicted model, not a curated record.